This is a messenger RNA of Ipomoea nil (Japanese morning glory), 963 nucleotides long. RefSeq lists its product as uncharacterized. The coding region runs from base 1 to 963 and encodes 320 amino acids. Lineage: Eukaryota; Viridiplantae; Streptophyta; Magnoliopsida; Solanales; Convolvulaceae. The record is from RefSeq and is a predicted model, not a curated record. The transcript is spliced from 2 exons. Gene Ontology annotation, biological process: telomere maintenance; DNA repair. Gene Ontology annotation, molecular function: DNA helicase activity.
AUGAUGACAUGGUGCAAAUUAAAAUUAAAGCUUACUACUGAGCAAAGAGAUGUUUAUGACAAAGUUCUGACAGUCGCUUCUAGUACUACUAGUGGUUUGUUUUUUGUUUAUGGUUAUGGAGGUACUGGGAAAACAUUUGUGUGUCGCACUUUGUCUGCUGCGCUUUGGUCACAGCGAAAAAUAGUUCUUAAUGUGGCAUUAAGUGGUAUUGCUUCGUUACUAAUGUCUGGUGGACCAUUGGAUAGAACUAUGCUAGAUUUGUUGCAAUUUACUAAUCCAUUGAAUUCUACGUUGCCGUUUGGAGGGAAGAUUGUUGUUCUAGGUGGUGAUUUUCACCAAAUAUUGCCAGUGAUACCAAAGGGUACUAGACAGGAUAUUGUUGGUGCGACUAUUAAUUCUUCAUAUUUGUGGGCUCAUUGUACAGUUUUGUGGUUGACAAAAAAUUUGAGGUUGCAUAGUGUUGGUGCUGAAGAUGAAAUGAGAGAGUUGUCUACUUUUGCUAACUGGAUUGCUUCAAUAGGUGAUGGUCAAGCUGGUGGUCCAAAUGAUGGUCAUGUAGAGGUUCCCAUUCCACCUGAAAAUUUGUUGCAAACAAAUCGUGAUCCAAUCCAAGUAAUUGUGGAAAGUACAUUUCUUCUGUUUCAAGAGCAGCAACAUGACGCUGAUUAUUUAAUUGGUCGAGCAAUCUUAGCACCAACUCUUGAAGUUGUAGAUGAAGUUAAUGACUACAUGAGUAACUUGAAUGUUGCCGAGUGUAGGACCUAUUUUAGUUCUGAUUCAGUUUGCCCCACUGAAAGCACUCUUGAUGUUGUGGCUGGGUUGCACACGCUGGAGUUACUGAAUGGGCUAAAAUGCUCUAGGUUGCCAAACCAUUGCUUGAAUUUGAAGAUUGGGUCUCCAGUUAUGUUGUUGCGCAAUAUUGACCAGGUUACUUAUUACAAAAUUAGCAGACCAUGUUGUUGA